AUGGCUGACAUGCAAAAUUACCAAAAGUUUUUAGACCAAGGACAAUAUUCCAAACACGGUCUUGAAAAGUACGAGUGGAUCUUCGGUGAGACCUUCCUAUCUACUGGUGGAAUAACCACGACCAUGCAAGUUCUAAAGCAUGUCCAGUUAGGAGAGAACCCUAAAGUACUGGACGUGGGUUCCGGUCUGGGAGGUCACAGUUUCCUUUUUGCUGAAAAAUACGGAGCUGAAGUACUUGGUCUAGAUUUAUCAGAGAACAUGCUCGAAAUUGCUCGGAAACAUUUAGAUAAACGACCACACCUCAAAGACAAGGUCAGAUUCGAGUUCCAAGAUUGCACGAAAAUCGAUUACCCAGAGAACUCAUUCGAUCUCGUGUACUCGAGGGAUGCUCUUAUCCAUAUCCGUAAUAAGACUGAGCUUUUCAAGAAGAUUUACAAGUGGCUGAAGCCUAACGGUUAUGUUUUGUUUACUGACUACGUCAGAGGGGAAGAUGAGAGAAUGUACACUGAAGAGUUUAAGAUGUAUCUGAAGAAUCGGGACUACGAUAUGGCAACGAUAACUGAAUAUAGAGAAGUGUUGGAGAAGAGUGGCUUCAAGAGGGUCCAAGUGGAGGAUUGGAAGGACCAAUUCAAGUAUGCUUUGGAAAUUGAGCUGGACAAGUUGCAAGGGAAGAGGUUAGAAUUCCUACAACAUUUCACGCAAGCUGAUUAUGAAGAUUUGGAGUCAGGGUGGCUGAACAAGGUGUUUAGGGCGAACGAAGGCAAUCAGGGAUGGAUUCUGGGAGUAGGUAGGAAAUUAGGAGAUUGA
Molecule: messenger RNA, 807 nt
Organism: Amyelois transitella
Lineage: Eukaryota; Metazoa; Arthropoda; Insecta; Lepidoptera; Pyralidae
Exons: 1
Coding region: 1-807 (268 amino acids)
Source: RefSeq, a predicted model, not a curated record